AUGCAGAUAUUCGUGAAAACGUUAACAGGCAAAACAGUAACACUCGAGGUUGAACCGAGCGAUUCCAUUGACAAUGUCAAGGCUAAAAUUCAGGACGAGGAAGGAAUCCCGUCGUCGGAUCAACAACGUUUGAUUUUUGCCGGGAAACAGCUUGAAGAUGGUCGUCGGACUCUUGCCGAUUACAACAUUCAAAAAGUGUGUACUUUGCAUUUGGUUCUGAGGCUGAGGGGCGGUCGCAUCUACUGUCCAUAUGACCCAUCUCUCAUGCAGUUGGCUCGUAAAUAUAUUCUCGACAAGCAAAUUUGCCGCAAAUGCUAUGCCCGGCUGCCCCCACGGGCCACCAAUUGUAGGAAGAAAAAAUGUGGGCACAGUAAUCAGAUGUGUUACCCCUUGAGUUCCGGUUUGGAAGAUGGCCGUAAGCUGGCGGUAGCCACCACGGAAGAGGCGGCAAGAGGGCGGCAGCUGGUUCAUGGAGGUGGUCGAAUUGGCCGGAUUGCAAAGGUAUGUGUGUGCUCGCCCACCAACCACCCUGGUUCGUUCAGGUGCAGGUAUCACCAUGGGGAGUACCAGUGGAUUACCAAUAGGCCGGUAGCUAAGUCUUAG
Molecule: messenger RNA, 603 nt
Organism: Striga hermonthica
Lineage: Eukaryota; Viridiplantae; Streptophyta; Magnoliopsida; Lamiales; Orobanchaceae
Source: the annotation of a GenBank genome assembly